AUGAAUUCACCCAUUGAAAGUGAUAUAGAGAAAGAGAAAGAAAAAGAUCUUAUAGAAUUUCAAAACUUUAGCAAUGGAGAAGUUCACGAUCGGGUAUAUGAACGUUUGUCAGUUAAAAAGCGUGGAGUUGAGGUUGCCAAAGCUGCAACCGAUUACUUAGCGUUAGAUAGUCGUGAAAGCAUGAUUUCUUUAUUGCAAAACACAUUACGUGGUGUAGUUGAUUCUUCAUCCGAUAAUCGUAAGGAAAUUUUGGAUGCAAGUGUAGGUAGCGGGGAAAUUGUGGAUUGGUUCCUUUCUCGAGAAUUAGAAAAGCAUAUUGGUCGUAAAGAAAUUAUUUUAAAUAUAGUUGAGUCCAGUCCUAAAUUAAUAGAUGAUUACAAAAAGAGGGUGGCACAGUAUGCUCACGUAAAAUUAGGAAAAAUUUGUAAUGGAAAACUCCAAGAUUAUUGUCGGGCUGGUGGAAAAUCUCCAAUUCCUCAAAAUUCUAUCGAUUUUAUUAAUUGCAUGGAUUCAAUUUAUCAAUUAUCCGAUUACACCUCUAAUAAAUCUGAUCCACGGGCUGAUAUCGCUAAUCUCGUCAAAUACUUUUAUGGUCUAUUGAAACCUGGUGGAGCAAUAUUCAUAUCUUAUCAUGAUACAGAAUCUGAUUUUGCUUCAAUCAAUUCUAAAUAUUACGAAGAUAGACUUUACGAUUCAACAACAACGAAUAAAGUUAAAAAAAUUAUUCAAGAACGCAAAAAACUUUUAUGUGAUGGUGAAAUCGUUAGAAUCCUAAGAGAUGAAGAAUCUAAAUUGAAAUCUUCAGUGAAAACUAUCGCAAGACUUGAAUCUCAUAAUAUAGCUACUUCAUUCUACGCAAGAACUUUAGCAGAAUUAGCUGUAAUGGGACUGUUCGGAGAAUAUCUAAAAUCGGAUAAUAAAAAAUUCGAUUAUAAGAAAUUAGAAUACUUGUUAGGGAAACUUAAAGAAGCUGCCACAACGGAUAAUGCUAAAGGUACAAGAAAACAAUAUGGUUUGGGUAGAGCUGAUCGCGGUAGAGAAGCUUUGUGGAAAGUUGAAUAUCCAUCGACUAUUUGUAUUAUUCGUAAAGAUAUUGUUUAA
Diversispora eburnea is the source of this 1101-nucleotide messenger RNA. Lineage: Eukaryota; Fungi; Glomeromycota; Glomeromycetes; Diversisporales; Diversisporaceae. The record is from the annotation of a GenBank genome assembly.